AUGUCUGGACGAAGCUGGUUCAGCUGGAAUCGGACUCAAAACGUGCACAGUCUGGAAAGACUCCGACAAUUGUAUAGUCUCCUGACGAAAAAUAAAACUGUGACGCCGAAUAAUAAGUCUUUAGUCGUUGAGACUCUCCGAUCGAUUUCUGAAAUUCUCAUUUGGGGCGAUCAAAAUGACUCGUCCGUCUUUGAGUUCUUCCUCGAAAAGAACAUGUUCCAAUUUUUCAUCAACUUGUUGAACUCGGACCCAGGAAGCCAUGUCUGCAUUCAGCUGCUGCAAACGCUGAAUAUCCUUUUUGAAAACCUCCGCCACGAGACCUCGUUAUUUUACCUUCUUUCCAAUAAUCAUGUAAAUACAAUUCUUGUGUCCAGAUUCGACUUCGAAGAUGAAGAACUUCUCGCCUACUACAUUUCCUUCCUCAAGACGUUAUCGCUUAGACUUGACAGUAACACCGUUCACUUUUUCUUCAACGAACAUCGCGCUGAUUUCCCACUUUUUACUGAAGCGCUGAAUUUUCAUGCUCACUCUGAAUCAAUGGUUCGCGCAGCAGUCCGAACCCUCACGCUUUCUGUCUACCGAGUUCGCGAACCAGCAUUGGAAAGUUUUCUGCUCGAGCGAACUGCAAAGCCGUACUUUUCACAGCUCGUCUACGAUUGCCAGCAAAUCGCCAUUGCUAUAGAUACUCAACACGAAACUGGCAAGGUCGAGCCUCAACUGCUCAAUGAUCACAUGGACUUUCUCCAUUACUUUGCGGACAUAAUUUCGAACGCUUCUCCGGCGCUUGGAAAUUUGCUGAUAGAGCUUUUGCUUCAAAAACUUUUGAGCGUUUACGCGGCGCCUAUAUUCAAAGAUAUUGGGGUGGAUCCUUCAUUUGCUGAAAGAAGGAGUCAGUUUGCGCCAGCCGUAAGCUUGACCCUCAUGGCAGAAGUCUUUAGUCUGUUGAAGAUAGAAGGGCUAGAACGGCUUUCGAAAGAAAUGGGCGACUGGGCAUGCUCUCAAAUUAUCGCAUCGUCAGGAUUCAUGUCAAAGCCAGCUAAUUUACAACAGCAGCUCGAUGCCCAGCGAGAAAUCGCAAUCCGUGAACUCAAUCAAAACAACUUGAAAUCAUCGCCAUCGACUGAAAGCACCUCUGAGCCUGAAGCACCGCCGGAAAAUAGAGUUGGAUCGCCGAUUUACGAGUUCGAGAAUUUUCCACUUUUAGAUUCUUGCUUGAAAGCUUUAGAAACCGAGCGUAAUUAUCUGAAUGUUUUGCCUACACUUCUUUUUGUCAAUUCUAUGGUCUCGAACUUGAACGAUACCUCCCAACUUAUGAUGAACCAUGAAAACCCAGCCGAUGCCGAAAAACAUUCAUACGGCGACUGCCUCUUCGAAAAGCUCAUUCGUCUUCUCGAAAAAGCCGUUUCGAAACCCACUUCAAUCAGACUGAUUACAGUCUCUCUCGCGUGCAAUAUCAUCGAAUGGCUCAACCAAAAUGGGGUAGAAGUUCUCGAUGAAGUAACAAAGGUCGCCCAGGAUUUAAAGACUAAUUUGUCGAUUCCAUUGCGACAGGAAGAGUUAUUCUUGAAUGUCAUCUCUGAAAUCUCUCAAACGCCAAUGUCUGGCCAAGUGCUCAUAAAAAGACUGCCGUGUGGAGCUGACGAGCAAUUGCAGUAUGAAAUUCUCCUAUUCUUCCUUCUCCGGCAACUUUCGUUCAACCUCAAGAACGAAAAGGAUGUGGAACUACCUCUCGCUUGUCCAAAUCAACUUCAGAAAGUCGGAGCAAAAUUGGACUUGAAUAACGCUGAACUCAUUGGGUGCACUGUUACAACAAAUGAGUCUACUCAAAGACGAUUCAUGGUCGUCGAUACCUAUCAAAUAAUUUUGGUCGAACCGGAUUCAAAACUUGGUUGGGGAAAAGUCACAUUCGCAGGGCAACUUCAGGACUUGGAAAUUGAGCAGCUCUCUCAAGAUGAAAGAACACUUGUUAUCACCGUUCGCCAGUCAAGAAAGAAGUCGUCCAAACAGCGAGACAGCGGCUCACAAAAGGCCGUUUACGCGCUCGUCAUCUCAAGCUUCAAAAAUCUCCGCUGUACUCGACCUUCCAGCCAAUUUCCUUCAAGUAUGAGAUACUAA
Oikopleura dioica is the source of this 2115-nucleotide messenger RNA. Lineage: Eukaryota; Metazoa; Chordata; Appendicularia; Copelata; Oikopleuridae. The record is from the annotation of a GenBank genome assembly.